Messenger RNA from Symbiodinium natans, 1971 nucleotides. Lineage: Eukaryota; Dinophyceae; Suessiales; Symbiodiniaceae. The record is from the annotation of a GenBank genome assembly.
AUGGGGAAGUCUUCCAGGAAGGACCUGAAGCACCUCACAGCCGUCAUUUCAGGUCUGGGGCGCAGCCUGCGCUGGCCCGAUGCCUUGCGGCUCUUCAGGAGAAGCAGAGGCCGCGGCGACACCGCCCUCUCCAACUCGCUGAUCAGGGCACUUGGAGAAGGAGGUUGCUGGGAACAGGCGCAGCAAGUUUUUGCAGAAAUGCAGAGGGACACUCUGCCGGGUCCCGACAUCAUCAGCAUCACCAGCUUGAUCACUGCAUGCGAAAGAGGCCGUCGCUGGCAGUAUGCUGUCGGGAUGGUGGCAAACGAACUGAGAAAAGGAGGCAACUUUGCAGGACCCGCCCUCCUGAGCAGCUUGCUCAGUGCCUGCGCGGCGUGCCAUCAGUGGGAGCAGGUCCUGGCAGGCCUGCAAGAGAUGCGCUGCCGGGAGUGGACGCCGUCCCCUGUGGCCCUGUCGGCUGCGCUGGCCGCCUGCUCGCGUGCCCUGCAGUGGCAAACUGCUUUGGAGCUCCACCGAACACACAAAGAUGGAGGACCGGCCAACGAGGCGGUGUAUGGGGCGGUUGUUCACGCCGCGGGGUGCGGCCACCAAUGGCAGACUGCCCUGCUUCUGCAGCGGGAGAUGCUGUCCCUGUCUUGCCGGCCAAACACCGUGGUCAACAACUCGCUCCUCAGCUCCCUCGCGAAGCUCGGAUACUGGCAGCUGGCCAUGCGCGUCUUUGAAGAGAUGGGCCCAUGUCAGCCUGAUGUCAUCUCUUUCAAUAGCACCAUCUCCGCCUGUGAGCGCGGAUGGAUGUGGACCGCAGCGCUCCAGCUCUUCGCUCGGAUGCGCAAGGACAGGGUGAAGAUCACGAGCGUCAGCUGCAAUGCGCUCCUCUCAGCCUUAGAGAAGGGCCAGCAGUGGUCGCAGGCCAUCAGCUUUCUAGACCGCAUUCAGCGGCGGCGCCUGCAUAACCAGGUCUCCUACAACUGUGCGGCCUCGGCUUGCGGGAAGGCCCUGCGCUGGCGCCGGGCGCUGUUGCUCCAGGGGCCCAAGCCCGAUGCCGUGGCCGUGGCCGUGUCUAUCAGUGCCUGCGAGAAGGGCCUGGCAUGGAUGCUCGCCCUCAGCCUCUUGGGCUCCGCGAGGAGCAGUGGCAUGGCGGAUGUGGCCAGCUACAUCGCCGCCAUGGGCGCCGCUGAGAAGGCUCAGCGGUGGCCGCACGCCUUGCUGGUGCUGCAGCAGAUGAGGCAAAGCCAACUGCGCUGGGAUGCCGCUUCCCUCAGUGCAGCAGUGAAAGCCAGCGGGCGCAGCCUACGCUGGUCGCUGGCGCUUCAUGUUCUUCGAACAGGGGAUGCCGAGCUGCAGGAGGCGCCAGAAGCUGCAGAUAUGGCUUUUUGUGCCGCAGUUGGGGCGUGCGGCGGCUGUGGACAGUGGGAGCUGGCGCUGCACCUGAUGGCGGAGUUGGCCGAGCGAGGGUUUUGCGCCAAUGAAGCAGCGUGGGGUGCGGCUUUGGAUGGCUUCCAAAGAGCCCGUCAAUGGCAGAGGGCUCUUGUCGCUGUUCUCCAAUACGACACCGGCCCGGUGGGUGGCAUGGCUGCUGCGAUAGCCUCCGAAAGAAGUGCCGGGCCUCUGAGCGCAACUUCCACCCGAAGGCUGCUGGCGCGGCAGCUUCGGAAAGUGCUGCUCAACGGCGAGCUUUGGCCUCCCGGCCUUCGCAAGGCCUCCGAGGCUUCGGAGGUGACACCGACGAUGCCAGGCUCCGAGCGAAUGUGCUCUGUGGCAGUCAUCGCCAGCAGCGAAGAGUUCCAGGAAGGCCGCUUGGCGGUGGUGGCCACCAAGCAUGCCUACUGGCCGCUCCUCGUGAGGCUAAUGGCAUGCCGAAGGUUUCCGGGCACCGACAAUUCACAGGUAACACAUGAUGCCUGGCUGCGCCUUGCAGAUGGCUUGGGGCCACAGAGCAAGACGGCCCUGACGGAGCUGGGCCUUCGGUGA